Molecule: messenger RNA, 856 nt
Organism: Cydia amplana
Lineage: Eukaryota; Metazoa; Arthropoda; Insecta; Lepidoptera; Tortricidae
Gene: BORCS6
Product: BLOC-1-related complex subunit 6
Exons: 1
Coding region: 68-790 (240 amino acids)
Biological process (GO): lysosome localization
Cellular component (GO): BORC complex
Source: RefSeq, a predicted model, not a curated record
UUGUAUUAUCAAUAAAGGAAAACAUUAUCCAUAAUUAUACUUAAAUAAAUUAGUAACUUAGAAGAUAAUGGCUGAAGGAACAAAUAAACCCAGUUCCCCCGACGUGGAGGACCCGCCAAAUAAACAAGAUGAUAUGGAUGAUGAGAUUUCUGCUCGGAUGACGGCUUCCUACAGUGAAAUAUCGUUUCAUUCGGACCGGGGUCCUACCGAACAGCCUGGAAACUCGCCCGGUCCGUCCCGACCGUUCAAUUUGCCAUCAGAGAACCGUAAACAGGAAAAAAAUCCUCUAAACCUAGAUGGUCAUGUUAGGUAUGAAGGGGACAUGACACAUUUUGUAGCAGAUGAUUUAGAAUUUAAGAUAAAGCUGUCUAGUCCUAUUACUAAGCGAGGUGAGACUCCAGUGUUUGGGAGUUCCAGUGCAUCUAGAUCCAGUACACCAUCAGGGAAGCUCUUCAGACAAAUACUAGCCCCACAGAUCGGUCAGAUUGAUAUCACAGUGCUGAAUGAUUUAGAAAAUGAAGCUCAAAGAAUCGCGCAGUCUGUGGAUAACUUAAUAGAGAACCUGUCAAGUAUACUGCAUUCCAACUCAUCAUUAACCGCUGAGAAUAUGGAAGUGUACAAAGAUGCAGUCGGGAAGACUUGUGAUGCAAUGGAUAAUAAUAUCAAGAGUAUGUACACUAUACUUGCAAAAGGGGAGGAGGUGUCGCAGGCCAUGAUCCCUGUACAGGCACAGGCUGCUAGAAUAGCUGAAAUAAAAAGACUACUACAGUUAUUUGAAAGCAUGUUUUAGGUUUUUAGCAGAUUAUUACUUUGAUGCUUGUUUGUUAAGGGCAAGACAAGCAUAAUGGCGACAUUA